UUUGCUUGGGGCCGCCGUACCUCGGGGGAGGUGGAGCUGGCGGAAGAACGACCGGGGUCUUGUAGCCCUGCAGAAUCGUGGGAAUCGGGCGCAGGGGGUCACCGGAGGAACAUGGCGCCCUGGACACUCUGGCGCUGCUGCCAACGCGUGGUGGGCUGGGUUCCGGUGCUCUUCAUCACCUUCGUGGUCGUCUGGUCCUACUACGCGUACGUGGUGGAGCUGUGCGUGUUCACUGUCUCUGGCAAAGGAGAAAACGUUACUGUUUCUGGAAAAGGAGAAAACGGAAAGACCGUUGUUUACCUUGUGGCUUUCCAUCUGUUCUUUGUUAUGUUUGUAUGGUCCUAUUGGAUGACAAUAUUCACAUCUCCUGCUAGCCCCUCCAAAGAGUUCUACUUGUCAAACUUGGAAAAAGAACGUUAUGAGAAGGAGUUCAGCCAAGAAAGACAGCAAGACAUUUUAAGAAGAGCCGCAAGAGACUUGCCUGUCUACACCACAUCAGCUUCUAAAGCUAUCCGAUAUUGUGAAAAAUGUCAGUUGAUUAAACCUGAUCGGGCUCAUCACUGCUCUGCGUGUGACCGAUGUGUUCUUAAGAUGGAUCAUCACUGUCCUUGGGUGAAUAACUGUGUGGGAUUUACUAAUUACAAAUUCUUCAUGCUGUUUUUGUUGUAUUCCCUACUAUAUUGCCUUUUUGUGGCUUCAACAGUUUUAGAGUAUUUCAUAAAAUUUUGGACGCUUUGCCGCAGGAAAUCUACAGAGAAUUGCCCGAAGAAUGAACUGAAGGAGUCUCGUGCAAAGUUCCACGUGCUGUUCCUUUUCUUUGUGUCCGCAAUGUUCUUCGUCAGCGUGCUCUCACUGUUUAGCUACCACUGCUGGCUAGUUGGGAAAAAUAGAACGACAAUAGAGUCUUUCCGCGCACCUAUGUUUUCGUAUGGAAUAGAUGGAAACGGGUUUUCUCUUGGAUGUAGUAAAAAUUGGAGACAAGUCUUUGGUGACGAGAAGAAGUACUGGCUAGUUCCAGUAUUUUCCAGCUUGGGUGAUGGCUGCAGCUUUCCAACUCGCCUUGUGGGAAUGGAUCCGGAACAAGCUUCUGUUGCAAACCAGAGUGAAUAUGCCAGAAGUAUUGGCUCAAAUCAACCUUUUCCUAUCAAACCACUUAGUGAAUCAAAAAACCGUUUGUUGGACAGUGAAUCUCAGUGGCUAGAGAAUGGAGCUGAAGAAGGAGUCACCAGAUCAGGGACAAAUAACCAUGUUACAGUGGCAAUAGAAAAUUGAGUACUACUUGUUCAUAACUAACCAUUUGAUGAGAGCAAGGUAUAUAAAAACACAUUUUGGACUAUUUUCAGUUUUAUUUGCAAGAAAAUGAUGGAUGGAGUGAAAUAAUGAAAUAUAACAGAAGAUAUAUUUUUAAAGGAAGUAUUUGUACAGUUUGCUGGACCCACAGGAGCACUACAGAGCAGAAAGAUGCCUUAACUUUCAGUGUCCAUUUGUGCAGCAUUCCUCACAGCUCCUUUGAAAUAACACCUGUCUUGAGAUGCUAUCCUCACAUGUUAACAUGGCAUUUGUAUUUUUUAACACCCGAGUUUAAACAAUAGAGUUAUUUCUUAGUAUCUACAUAGAUUUCCACCCUAAAAAACUAAAAAGUUGUCUCCAGUGGUGAAGUGAGUCUAGGGCAGAUGGUGGCUAAAAAUGAUACCCAAAUCACUGAUUCUUGUGCUGUAUAAGGGAAGAAAAUACUGCUUUUUUAUUAGAUGUUUACUAAUUUAUAAUUGCUGUUUUAUACUUUUCAAUAUUUUAAUAAAGACUUUCUAUUAUUGGCUAUGAAAUAACACUCAGAAGGAUUCAGAUAAACAUAAUCAUAUAGAACAUUGAAAACAUUGAUAUAAUUCAGCAAAGGUUUAGUUGGAAGCACUAUAAUACACACCUGUAAUCCCAGCACUCAGGAGACUGAGGCCAGAUUGCUGUGAGUUUGAGUCUUGCCUAGGUUACAUAGGGACUGUAUCCAAAGAGCGGAGUAAAGGAGCAUUCUUGCAGCUGUGUGGUAUAGUGUGUGCCUGAGGCUCAGGAAACGUGGUAGUAAGAGAAAUCUUUGGGUGCUCUCUGUUUAUUCAUUAUUGUAAGUUGAAUUUUCAGGGGAAUUUAUAUUGGCAUGGAAGCACAGAGGUGCACAUAGUAUACAGAGAUUGACAGUAUGAAUAAGUGGAAGUAACUAAAGAAAAGAGUGGUAGACGGAACAUUUUAUAUUAAACAGUGAAACAAAUUCUCAGCCCUAGAAGUAUGUAAGCUACAAAAUGUUACUGAACAGACAUUCAGUUUAGGUGAUGUCUAAGAAUUCCUGUUGUCCUUUCCAGUCAUCUUACAGCGGCUUAAACAGUGACUGAAAGUGCACUUCAGAGGAAGCUGAAACAAAACAGUUCCCAGUCUUGGGCUGAUGAAAUGUUUCAGUGGAUAAAGGCACUUACUCCUAAGCCUGAGACCAGCCCCGCAUGUCCUCUGACAGUCACAUGUGAACUGUGGUGUACACAGACUCUAUUUUUUAAAUUCUCAGUUUCUGGACUCAUAUGGGAAGUCUUAAGUGUGACUCCCUGACAGUCACCUGCCAACUUUAACAGAAACAGUUGUGUUAGGAGACCAUUCCAGUGUCCUAUAGAAAGACAGUGUAGAAAUGUUCUCAGUUCAUACUGUUAUCAGAGGAACAAACCUGAAAAUGAUGGCUCGCAGUAGACCAGCAGAGAGAAGUGUCACUCGGAUGUGCAGGUGUCAGGGCUACACAGUGUCUGUACAGGGGCUGCGGAGGAGAGGGUAUCCUGAGUGAACUGAACUACCAGACUCCCAGGAUUCCCCAGUGUUGAAGUUCAUUUACCCACCAGUUAGCUCUGGUCUUCUCUGUAUACCAAACAUAAAAAUAGCGCUAUGAUUUCCCAGUCCUACACAAAUCAAGACACCUGCUGUUCCAGCUUUGUAAUUUUGGGAAUUGAUUGGAUUCUCAUUGAUUGCACUAAUUCUGUAUCUUAAGAAACUUCCCCUUUGGACCAGAGAAGUAAGUUCACUUUAAACUUUGGUUUAAAAUGUUAUGUAGCAUGAAUUUUUCUUUGUUUCAACUCUUUAUUGUUAACAAUUUUGAUUCUCAAAAAACAGAAUGAAUUAAGAGAUAAAAAUUACCACUUACACACUGGCAGCUUCAACACUUGGGAGCCUGAGGCAGGAUGGUCAGGUUCAUGCCAGGUUUGUGGCGAGUUCAGAAGUAGCCUGUGCUUCAUGAGACCAGGAGAGAGAGAUAUCACCACCCAAAACUACAACCUCAGUUUGGUAGUGGCAUGCUGCUUUCAGAAGUAUCCUGGUCCUUCUGUUCUCUUUUCACAUCAAGGGAUUUGCAUGCUUCUGGCACAGUUGCCCCUUUAGUGCACUGUUGUGUAGAGGUAUCAUCUUUUUGAGUUCUUACCAUUUGUUUGUUAGCAUAGUAGACUAUUUUUUUUUUUUAGUUUUUGGUUUUGGUAGCCUCUAUAGCCAGCAUUUUGCCAUGGUCUAAAAUAUUUACCUGGUUUUUGUUGUAUUUUGUCUUGUUUUCAGAGUUCUGAGGAAUCAAACCCCAGGGCCUUGUGCAUACUAGGGAAGUCCUCUGCCACUGGUUCAGGCUGAAUCUGUUCAUACCUACCAGUGGCUGUUCAUAAGGGGCAGCAGGUGACGGGGAGUCAGGGAAGGCUGACUUCAGUAUUUCAACUGGCUUCAAGUCUGCUGUCCGCUGGGAAGACCAGGUCAAAAUUAAGCUUUGCCAAAAUUUUAAACACUUGAACAUUUGUAAAGAAAAUGAAGUUGAAUUUCAGGUCUUGCCCUUGCCAUUAAAAACAUUAGAUAGGAGGCUUGGUUUAUCCAGGUGCAGAGGUACCUGACGUUCAGUACCUGCGGCACAUGAUCGUUGUCACUGUGCCAACCAAAGCAGCUGCAGUAUACCAGCUAUUGAAAUGAACAUGUUUACAGAGUUGUUUUCUCGUCACAUAAGAAUGAUUUUUUAAAAACUUUUUACAUAGUGGUUAUGAUUCAAUGUGUUAUGAGCAUAACAGGUUAGCUUAAAUGUAUGGUAUUUACUUGAAUUUUAAUCUUUACAGAAAGCAGAUUUUGACUGUUUACAGGAAUGCUUGAGAUGAGUCAAGAGAUCUCCCGUUCUCUCUGAAUCAAAUCUCUAUUAAAGGCUUAGUGUUAGAGCCUGUGUAUUUGGGAAAGGCAGUAACUCAAAAAUACGCCUAGCUUACAUCUCGUUCUACAAACUAGUACUUCUAGCCAUGGAUAAGUAUUUUUAACUAAUCUGAUAUUAAGACAUAUUUUUGCAUUUCAGUCAAACUAAUAAGAACAUAUGUAAACGUAUAGAUAAGAUGUAAAUCUGAAAUUCAUAUUUCAUAUGAUCUAAGCUGUAUUUUUAAAUUUAAAAUACAAUAGAUAUUCAGAAGGGUCCAUAUUUUUCUAAUGACUUCACUGUUAUUUUCUUGGGUUACGUAAAGCAGGAAUCAGAUUUGUAUUAAGGGGCUCAGAAAGCUGUUAGUUCGUUACAUUUGUGCAGGAUACAGACAAGCCUGUGCCCAUGCUAGAGAAAAGAUGGCUACUAGUUAAGGUGAUACUUAAUAUAGUUUAUCUUACUUGUCUUUAUCAAGUAGUUUAGCCUUGUAUUUAUUUCUCGUUUGUGUGAACCCCAACCAUGACUGAUGACUCUUUGCUCUGUAUUUUGGAUGGCCUAACCUACAUUAUAUGUGUGCAUUUUUCAACUUUUUUUUCAGCAAUCAUAAUUACUUUAUUAAUAAACAGAAAAGAUAUUGCC
Microtus oregoni (creeping vole) is the source of this 4807-nucleotide messenger RNA. RefSeq names its product zinc finger DHHC-type palmitoyltransferase 20 (gene Zdhhc20). Gene Ontology annotation, cellular component: Golgi apparatus; endoplasmic reticulum. The record is from RefSeq and is a predicted model, not a curated record. The coding region runs from base 112 to 1272 and encodes 386 amino acids. The transcript is spliced from 15 exons. Gene Ontology annotation, biological process: synaptic vesicle maturation; protein targeting to membrane; peptidyl-L-cysteine S-palmitoylation. Gene Ontology annotation, molecular function: protein-cysteine S-palmitoyltransferase activity. NCBI's taxonomy places the organism in Eukaryota, Metazoa, Chordata, Mammalia, Rodentia, Cricetidae.